CCACGAAAUAGCGCUGGGGAGAACGAGCGCUGCGUAUCUCUGGCAAGCGGCGCCCGCAUUGUUUCUCGGAGUACCGACCGCGGUCAAUGGCUGGUUCUGCACGGAUCCCCAAUGACAAGAAAACAGGUGGGAAGGCAGCGCCUCCUCAUUUCCUGUUCCAGCUGGCUGCAGCCCUGGACAACCCCACCAUCAAGUCACUGGAGUGGCAUGAAGAUGGGAAAGGGAUUCUUCUCCAUGCCAAGUUGUUUGAGGAAGAGAUCCAGAGGCACCAAGAGCUGUUUACAGAACUCAGGCAUCUGAAAUCCGUUCCUGUGCUCCAGGCCUGGCUAGCAACCUAUGGCUUUAAAGCAAGAAUGAUGAAAACCGAUUCUGAAAUGCUUGUUUUCCAACAUGCCGAUUUCAAGAAGCUCUCUCCAAGGGUGGAGGAGACAGAGGGCCCCAAAACUGAAGGUUCUCUCGUGCCCAAACAGUCCAAGAAAUCCAAGAAAAGGAAAAGCACACUAGAUAUCACUGUGGUCCCAGCUGCUAGCACAGCAGGCACAUUGCUUCCAGAGCCUACAGGUGUAGAGAGAAAGUCACAGCGUCUGCGUCCCUUAUACCAAUAUAUCAACUAUGAUAACCCAGAGAUGAACAGCCCCUCAGACAAACAGUGUGACCUGCCUCUGCUGGAAGUGCAUUCUGCUCUAGAGAAUAAGACAGGCCCAUUGGAAGCAAGAAUAACUCCACUCAAAGGUAACAGGUUGGGAACAAAAAAGGGAGCUUCACAUGCUCCUUCUUCACAAAUCCAAUACCACAACAAGGGCUGGAGUAGAACAAUGGGUUCAGCUGAACUUGGAGCUGAGAGACCAAUGAAACAGGUGAACCUGCUAUUUUAUGUGAUGUCCAGAACUCCCUGUUUAUUUUUAGUCAAAGAAUUCCAAGAGCUUCCAUUGUGGGCUCAGAAAGCCACUGGUCCGCUAUCACACUGCUUCUGCAUACCUGUUCAUGGGACAGGACAAUGACUCUUAUUGACUAUUUUUUUGUUGCAGAAGACAAAGGAAAAGAGCUGAGAAUUCCGACAAAUGCCACUUCGGGAGCUGCAGCAAAGGCUGAAGUAGACAAGUCUACUCAGGUGGACAUUGAUAAGAUGCU
This is a messenger RNA of Podarcis muralis (Common wall lizard), 1131 nucleotides long. It is a transcript of the gene C7H16orf86, whose product is annotated as chromosome 7 C16orf86 homolog. The record is from RefSeq and is a predicted model, not a curated record. NCBI's taxonomy places the organism in Eukaryota, Metazoa, Chordata, Lepidosauria, Squamata, Lacertidae.